CUUCCCCUCUUAGUGUCUACAAUACCUAAUAACAUCAUGGCCUCCGAAAGUGAAGAUGACUUUAUGCUUGAAGACAGCAGAGAUUACAGCGACAUGGACGAGUCUGGUUUUGCCAGUUCUAUGAGUGACAAUGAAGAUUAUGCAGACGAAGAAGACGACGUGGCCUUUGACGGCGUCUUUGCUGAUAAGCAGCGCAAAAAGGCUUAUGAAGUCGAAUAUAGUGUACAAAAUAGUAUCAGUCUUCAAAAAAUGCAAGAUCAAGAAGUGUCACAGGUGGCGACCAUUCUGGGUCUUCCAACCAAAGAUUCUACGAUGUUGCUGCGCUAUUUUAGAUGGAAUAAGGAAAGAUUAUUUGAACGUUACAUGGACAACCCUGAAAAGGUUCUACAGCUCGCAGGCGUAGCAGAAAAUGCGAAGCAAGGAAGUAGUGCGCUGAUACUUGCCAAGAAUAUACCUGGAAAAGGAAAAUUCAUGUGUGAGAUUUGCUGUGACGACGAUCCAGAGAUGGAGACCGUAGCAAUUGCAUGCGGACAUCGAUUCUGUAGAACCUGUUAUGCUCAUUACCUUACACAAAAAAUUCGGGAAGAAGGCGAGAGCAGGAGAGUGGAGUGUCCUCAAGACAAAUGUAAUGUGAUUGUGGAUGAAGUCACUGUAGAAAUAUUGGUGGACGACAAAACAUUUUCAAAAUACCGCGAGCUAUUAAACAGAACUUUUGUUGAUGACAGCGAUCACUUGAGAUGGUGUCCUGCCCCCGACUGUGAAUAUGCUAUUGAAUGCAACAUACCUAGCACUUCUUUAACAUCUGUGGUUCCUACUGUACAAUGUACAUGUGGAUUGGUGUUUUGUUUUGGGUGUGGCUUGGCUGACCAUCAGAAGUGGAUGAAGAAGUGUGAGGAUGAUUCUGAGACAGCAAACUGGAUCUCAGCACAUACUAAAGAAUGUCCAAGAUGCCACUCGACAAUCGAAAAAAAUGGUGGAUGCAACCAUAUGACGUGUAGAAAGUGCCGCCAUGAGUUUUGCUGGGUGUGCAUGGGUCCAUGGUCCGAACACGGUACUUCAUGGUAUACAUGUAAUCGUUUCGAUGAAAGAAGUAGCUCAGAAGCAAGAGACAGUCAAACCCAGUCAAGAGCAAGCCUGGAGAGAUAUCUCCAUUACUACAACCGAUUCGCAAAUCACGAACAAUCAGCUAAAUUGGACCAAGAUUUAUAUCAGAAGACAGAAUCAAAGAUGGAGGAGAUGCAACAAACAAGCGACCUUUCAUGGAUUGAGGUUCAAUUCUUGAAAAAGGCUGUUGAUGUUACUGUCCAGUCCAGAACAACCUUAAAAUGGACUUAUGCGUUCGCUUUCUAUAUGACAAAGACAAAUGAGACGGAACUGUUUGAGGAUCAUCAAAGAGACCUUGAAAUGGCCACGGAACAGCUUUCGGAACUACUUGAGAAACCACUGGAGCGUGAAAGGAUUGCUGAGCUGCGACAGGCUGUCUUAGAUAAGAGCGUUUAUGUAAAGCUACGACGAGAAAUCCUUUUGGAAGACACAGCAAAGGGUCUCUUGGAAGGACGAUGGAACUUUUUUGUGGAUCUUAAAUAGAUCACCAAAAUACACAUAUAUAUUAUUUUUUUUUCUUCUUUCAUUUCAUUUUUCCUUUCCCGACAGAGAUGAUUUUCUGGAGACUUGUCUUCGAAGGUCGUGACUCUGUUUUUAGCUUCUUUAUUUUUUGACUUCUUCCUCCUUUACCCCCUGAAAUCAUAUGAAGCAUUUUUCAAAAGU
This is a messenger RNA of Phycomyces blakesleeanus NRRL 1555(-), 1767 nucleotides long. RefSeq lists its product as hypothetical. Lineage: Eukaryota; Fungi; Mucoromycota; Mucoromycetes; Mucorales; Phycomycetaceae. The transcript is spliced from 9 exons. Bases 37 to 1587 code for a protein of 516 amino acids. Gene Ontology annotation, cellular component: ubiquitin ligase complex; cytoplasm. Gene Ontology annotation, molecular function: ubiquitin conjugating enzyme binding; zinc ion binding; ubiquitin protein ligase activity. Gene Ontology annotation, biological process: positive regulation of proteasomal ubiquitin-dependent protein catabolic process; ubiquitin-dependent protein catabolic process; protein polyubiquitination. The record is from RefSeq and is a predicted model, not a curated record.